Molecule: messenger RNA, 442 nt
Organism: Saccoglossus kowalevskii
Lineage: Eukaryota; Metazoa; Hemichordata; Enteropneusta; Harrimaniidae
Product: ras-related C3 botulinum toxin substrate 1-like
Biological process (GO): small GTPase-mediated signal transduction
Molecular function (GO): GTPase activity; GTP binding
Source: RefSeq, a predicted model, not a curated record
AUGUCGGCAGCCAGGAACAUCAAGUGCGUUGUUGUCGGCGAUGGCGCUGUUGGCAAAACGUGUAUGUUGUGGGUGUACACUCACAACGCAUUUCCGCAAGAAUACGUCCCGACAGUGGUGACAUUGUCUCGACAAUUGUAUAUUGUCUGCAUUAAAGUGUCAUACUUUACAGAUAAUCUUUUACUGGAGAAUCAAGAUGGUGGAUUGCAUGAUACUAAUGAAAAGUUGAAACUAGAGAAUACUGAUGUAUUUAUAGUGUGUUUUAGUAUAAUUAGUGAACCAUCAUACGACAAUGUAAGCGUGAAAUGGAAUCCAGAGCUUACAAAUCAUGUUCCCGAAGCACCAAAGAUUCUUGUUGGAACAAAGAUUGAUUUGAGGGAUAACAAAGAAAUAAUCUCAAAACUAACAGAGAAGGGAAAAGCUCCUCUGAAAAAAGAAGCGG